Molecule: messenger RNA, 2836 nt
Organism: Clarias gariepinus (North African catfish)
Lineage: Eukaryota; Metazoa; Chordata; Actinopteri; Siluriformes; Clariidae
Gene: slc25a39
Product: solute carrier family 25 member 39
Exons: 12
Coding region: 255-1325 (356 amino acids)
Biological process (GO): mitochondrial transmembrane transport
Source: RefSeq, a predicted model, not a curated record
GGCCUGCAGGGGGCGCGCUGGGUCGUGUACACGGUGUGCUUUUCAGGAGCCGAGAGAUAAAAAACAACAGUAACAAUGGGUGUGAAGUGGAAGAGCUGAAAUAACCGCGGUGUGUAUGUGUGUGUGUGUUGGAGAAAGGGAGAGACGGAGGUACCGGAGGAUCCCAGACCGACGGAGAGAGCUGGAUGUGAGCGCGGAUUAACGCCAUGAUCACCGCCUGAGCGCGCGCGCACUCACACACACAGGUGGACAGGAUGGGUGAGACUCCUGCAGGAGCUCCGCCUCCCUCCAUCACGCCGCUGCAGCAGAUGGUGGCCUCGAGCGCCGGAGCGUUACUGACCGCUCUCUUUGUGACGCCUUUAGACGUGGUGAAGAUCAGGUUGCAGUCCCAGCAGGCACCGCUCUACAAAGCUCUCCCAGCGGAUUGUCGUGUAUGGAAGAGAAAGUCUCGUCUCCCAAAGUGGAAGUGUUUUCUCUACUGUAACGGACUGAUGGACCACAUCUACGUCUGCCAGAACACGACGGCCUGCGGCAUCUGGAACAAAACACCCACACACUUCAGUGGGACACUGGACGCGUUUGUGAAGAUCUCGCGCUCUGAGGGUCUGCGCUCCCUGUGGAGUGGACUUCCUCCUACACUUGUGAUGGCGGUUCCCACCACCGUCAUCUACUUCACCUGCUACGACCAGCUCAAGGACUUCCUGACUUACGGCCUCGGUUACCAUAGCAACUACGUCUCUAUGGUCGCCGGCGGUCUGGCGAGACUGGGUGCGGUCACAGGGAUCACCCCGCUGGAACUGGUGCGCACUAAGAUGCAGUCGCGGCGUGUGUCGUACAGCGAGCUGCGGGUGUGUAUCCGGUCGGCCGUGGCGCAGAACGGCGUGCUGUCGCUGUGGAGGGGGUGGGGCCCUACCGUGCUGAGGGACGUCCCCUUCUCUGCUAUGUACUGGUUUAACUAUGAGCUGAUAAAAGCAGAGCUGUGUGAGAGAUACAGAACACCGCAGGCUUCCUUCACCAUCAGCUUUGCAGCAGGAGCCGUUUCUGGAGCUAUCGCUGCGAUCACGACGCUGCCGUUUGACGUGGUGAAAACACGCAGACAGAUCGAGCUGGGAGAAAUGGAGAUGCUCGGAGCUCCUCUGAAGAAGCCUUCGUCCACGUGGCUCAUAAUGAAGAACAUCUGGACUGAGACGGGUUACAGAGGACUGUUUGCAGGUUUCAUGCCUCGUGUGAUUAAAGUGGCUCCGGCGUGCGCCAUCAUGAUCAGCACGUACGAAUUCGGGAAGGCGUUCUUCCGCCAGCGCAACGAAGAGCAGCGAGGUGGCUGAGACGUCCCGAGCAACGCGGCAGAGCUGCAUGAACGUUUUCACCCCGAACCGACCCGCCUUUAGCUCCACCUUGGCAUGCGUCCUGUUCUUGUCUCCCCAAAACGCCCGGGGAGCGUGGCCGACACUCGCGGGUUUAAUCUAAUAACGCCGUGUAUGCGUUAUUUAUUAAUUUAUUUUUCCUGACACGGGAUGAUGUACUUGCAUUGCUGUAAAACUGCAGCACGGUGGAGCUGCACCCAAGCAUGCUGGGUAAACUGGUAUUCCUGCAUUUAUCUGCAUGCACGGGAGCUUUGAGGGGAAUUUUAUUAUUCAGCGAUUGGAUUGAUCCUGACCGUGAAAUGGUUCCUAAUUCCAUGUUCCAUGAGGUCUUAGUUUAUGUCGUAUUUGGUGUACGAGUGGACAGUGUUUAUACACUGACCCCUAGUGGUCAUAGCAAGCACUGCAACUUUAACGGAGGUUAAUCAGAACUUUGUUAGAGAAAUAUGGUUGAAAUAUUAAAGCACAGUCGCAUUGCUCCGUCUCAUCUGUCAGCUCUCACCUAAAGCACACAGCUGGAGCAUUAUAUAUCUUAUAUGGAUAAAUAACCUCUAAAAUUAAGAAACAUAUACAGUUUGCUAUGAUUUGUUCAUUAUUGCCCCGUCAGGCUUUGACUGACUGCAAUGAUUUCUGGGUAAUCUGCAUUGCCAAAUUCAAGACUUGAGCCCUUAUUCAAACUUCCUGUUUCAGUUUUUGGAAACCUUUUGGAUAAGAAAAUUCUAAUUCAAAAGGAAAAUGUAAGAAAAUGCAUUAUGGAAAAUCUUGAAGGAAGUCAGUCUGGAUGUGUCUAAAGCUCCAGCAUCACUUUACCACUCAUGAUGAGUCCAAAAGAUCCGUAAAUAAGAAGGGAAACGAGCAAACGAUGCAGUGUCAAUUAACUGCUUCAUACACUGGAUUUUAAAUUUUUUAUUGGUAACGCUUCUCAGCAGCAGCAGUGCCAAUUUCCACUAAGAAUACAAAUAACUUGUAUAAUAAUUAAUAUUUAAAUUAUAAUUUACUUGUGUAAUGAAUGAUAAACACAGCCAAACUUUCAACCCUUUAUCUUUGAUUAAACUUAAUGGUCUGUUUAAGCUGAACUAAUAUUAAAACCUGUUUUUUUUGUAAUGAAGAUGCAGGUGUUUGUUUGAACUGUUUGGCAGCCUUUCGACUGCAGUGUAGUUUUGUUAUAAUUUCUUUCUAUACACUUGGGAAAGGAAAAUUUUUUUUUUUGUAUUGUGUGUCUGUUCAUUGACGAUGUUAUGCUAGAUCUGACUAGCUACGUUUAAGUCACGGCGCCAUGACGCUAACCGAAGGCACUGUGACAAGUGAAAUAAAUACUUGCAAAGGUAGCGUUGUUGAAUAAACCUAAUGAAGAAUGUCGUAUGACAUGUGAUCACUUCAUCUGCGUGUAUUUAGCUGUUGCAAAACAGAUUUUUUUUUCUCCCACCUAAUGUGCAUUUCGAAAGCAAAUAAAGCAAGUAUGCAUAAUAAUAUAA